AUGUCCAGCUCAGAGCAGAUCCCUCUCUCCUCUGCUUUCGCUCCCGAAGUAAAGCUCGAUAACGCCACUGUCAUCGGCAACAGCAACGGAAACUAUUCCGAGUUCCUCGGCAUCCGCUAUGCCGCGCCUGCGGUUCGUUUUUCGCUCCCUCAGCAGCACCCGGCCUACAACGGAACCGUCAACGCAACGGUUUUUGGAAGUCCGUGCUCGCAGCAGAACUAUACCUGGCCGACCCCAGUGAACGAUGACCAAAGGCAUAUACAGAACUUCCUUCAGACCUCUAUUCCAACGUUCACAGGUUCUGAGGACUGCUUGAAUCUUAAUGUCUUUGUCCCUGCGUCGGCAACACCCUCUUCUCGAUUGCCGGUUGUAGUGUGGUUCCCGGGAGGUGGAUUCCAAACAGGGGCUGCUCAAGCGAACAAGGGAGAAAGUGUAGUCUUGCGCUCCGUCGCGAUUGGUAGACCAGUAAUUUGGGUGGGAGUGAACUAUCGCCUCUCAGCUUUCGGAUUUCUCGCGAGCGAGGAAGUUAGGAAUGCGAAGCUUGGGAACCUGGGCCUACAAGAUCAACGACAGGCUCUGAGAUGGGUGAGUCAAUACAUCGCCAACUUUGGCGGGGAUCCUUCCAGUGUGACUCUAUGGGGGGAGAGUGCGGGAGCGAUGUCAAUUGCUCUGCAAAUGAUCGCGUUCAACGCAAACACCGAAAACUUGUUCCGUGGGGCUAUCAUGCAAUCUGGCGCCCCACUUCCCGUUGGCGAUAUAACCCAUGGACAGAAGUACUACAACGACCUGGUCAGAGCGACCGGAUGUCAAAACGCGAAUGAUACUCUCACAUGUUUGCGCAAUGCGGAUUACAAUAUCCUAAAAGCAGCAGUGGACGCGUCGCCCUCAUUCCUCUCAUUCCAGUCUCUAAACCUUGCAUGGGUUCCCAGAGUGGAUGGUGUUGUUCUGACGGACGAACCCAUGCAGCUUGUCGCCGAUGGUAUCAUGGCAAAGAUUCCCUUCAUUUCAGGUAACUGUGACGAUGAGGGAACUCUUUUCUCGCUCUCCAGCACGAACAUAUCGCAGGAGGCAAUCCUACGGGCAUGGAUUCACCAGAACUAUCUACCGAAUGCGACUACGUCAGAUAUCACCAACUUGUUCGGGAAUUAUACCAACGAUCCCCGACAAGGCUCUCCGUUCGAUACAGGCGACCACAACCAGCUUACUCCCGUUUGGAAACAAGCUGCCGCCAUACAGGGUGACAUGGUAUUCCAAGCGCCUCGGAGAUUCUUCAUGCAAUCCGCAUUGAACUACGGAAAUCACAAAAUAUGGGGCUUCUUAAGCAAGCGAUUUAAGGAUGAAGCUGUCCAGUACCUUCGCUUCAUGGGUUCUAUGCACGGAACUGACUUGCGUAAUGCCUACGACCUUGGCGGCAAAGUAGGCGGGGAGUUGCUGGACUACGUCAUCUGCUUCGUCAACACGCUGGAUCCGCAGAACGGCUGCGGACAACUUCGUCGGGAAUGGCCUGCCUACGACUCGAGCGCCAGCAGACCGAUGCUCGAGUUCACGACCGUCUCAGGGCUUCCCGAGCUCUCUGCAACGACCGACGAUUAUCGACAGGGCCCAAUCGACCUCCUGAUCAGUCUGAUGAUUCGGUAUCCGCUCUUGCCUGGUCCACCGAAGGAGAGAAUAAACUGA
Molecule: messenger RNA, 1677 nt
Organism: Punctularia strigosozonata HHB-11173 SS5
Lineage: Eukaryota; Fungi; Basidiomycota; Agaricomycetes; Corticiales; Punctulariaceae
Product: carotenoid ester lipase
Exons: 15
Coding region: 1-1677 (558 amino acids)
Source: RefSeq, a predicted model, not a curated record